GAGAAAUGAAUAAUCCUAUUUGUUUUUCUCAAUACUUUGUGAAUAAGCAAAAUGUAAGGUCAUUUAAUAAUGUAUUAAAUUCAAAGUAUCUAAGAAGUGAAAAUGAUACUGCAUUUCUUAAAAAUAUAUUCGAAGAUGAAAAAUUAGUAAGUGAAUUAUCUACUGAAGUUAAGGAAAUAUUGUUUGAAAUAAGGGAAAAUGUUACAAGUUGCAGCAAACAAGAUUUUAAAAAUUAUCUAGUAAUAAAAGAUGUUGAACAUAGCUUACGAACAAUUCAUAAGGCUGAUGUUCUGACAAGUUGUAGUAAUGCCUUGGUUAAGGUAAUCCCUUCCAAAUUUUUUGGGAACAAUCACAACAACAAAAUAUUUAGCAAGUGUACAAAACUUAUAAUAUAUAGCAUGAGAAAUCAAUUCUUAUAUUUAGGAAAUGUUAUUGUUAAAAGUUGGGAUUUUUCCAGAUUUCCCUGGAACACUAUUAUUGACACACUGUCUCCUAAAAUACUUUGCCAUAUUUUGCACUGGAUCUUUAAAAUUAUUUUAUCUGCAAUAAUAUCUCUAAAUUUUUAUGUAACCACUUGUAAAUUUGAUAAUGAUGAAAAUAAACUACAUUUUUUUUUAAAGAAUCAUUGGCAAAGAUUUUAUGAUAUAAGGAUAUCAAAUAUGAUUAUUUCAAAAAUUAUUAGUAGAUUUGAACCAUAUUGCAUAGGCAAAAAGACAAAAACAAAAUACAAUCUUCAGGAAAGAUUAAAAUUGAAAAUGUUAAAAAGAGAGAUAUCCAAAUUGCAUUUGGUUUUAAAAUGUAAUGAUGAUUAUAGACCCAUUGUUCGAUACAAGAAUGAAUCAAUUACUACAUCAGAGAAAUAUAAAAUUAAAGAAAGAUUGCAUUUUUUACAUAUACUAACUGGUAAAAGUUAUGCAAAAAUAGAGAGGCAUUUCUCAGUUUUAUAUACAAUGUGGAUUAAGAAAAAUCAACCAAAAUUAUAUUUUGUUAAAACAGAUCUCAGUAAUGCUUUUGGAUCUAUCAGUAAGGAAAAGCUUUUAAAGAUUCUUUGCGAGCGGCAUGUAGAAUUUCAAAAGAAAGAAAAAUCAUUGUACAAAAAAAAGAAAUUUGCUCAACAAUAUAAAGAAAUUGUAGCUGAACUUAGAAAGCCACUGUUAAUCCGAUCAGGUUCUACAAUUUAUGAGUGGAAAGAAGGUUUGGUGCAGGGAUAUAAAUAUUCUCCAGCAUUAUCUGAAUUGUAUUAUUCAUAUUUAGAUGAAAUAUAUUUUUCAGAACAUCUCAAAAAGGAAGAUCAUGAUCUCAAGUUAUUUAUACGAGUGGUUGAUGAUUAUUUGUACAUAACAGAUUCUUUAGAAGAUGCCCACUUGUUUUUAAAGGCAUUGUCUAAUUAUAGGAAUGUGAACUUUAUAAAAACAUUUGUUAAUUUUCAACAUCCAACAAUAAAAUUUAGACAAGAAAUAACUUUUCUUGGGUACAGCUAUAAUACUGCUAAUAUGGAAGUAAGCAGAGCAAAUACUGUGUUUACUGGUGACAUGUGUUAUAAAAUUAGCUUUUCAGCAGCCAUUGGGGAUUUAGGUAAAUUUUUAGAAAAUAGGAUAGGGCAAUCCGGCAUUCAAAUUAAUGGUCACAUUUUUAAUUUUUAUCACAACAAUGAAGAAUUGAUAUGGCAUCAUAUUUUUGUAACAUUGUGUCUUUCAGCUAAUAAAUUCUGCACAAUAUUAGCCCUUUAUUGUGAUGAGAAACAAAUGUCACAAUAUUUAGCAAUUUAUAAAAAUAGAGUAACUGUUAAACUUUGUAAUAGUAUUAUAGAGACUUUGAAGAGGAACCGUCCAUCAGAUUUUAUUUUUAAAUACUGCAUCAAUCAUUUUCGUUAUUUAUCUUUUAAAGCUCUGCUUUUAUGCGCGCAAAAGACAUCAAAAUGCAAUAUCUUAGUUCCAUAUGUGAAUGUUGAAUUAGCCAGGAGUAAUUGUAUAAACGGGAAAUGGAGGGACCACUCCAGUAGAAUUUGUAAAAGUGGUAAAAGUAAAAUGCAAGCAAUUAGAGAAAUAUGUAAAAGAGCAGAUCUUAAGAUAAUUAUGAAAAAAUUUAAUGACUUGCCACCAGGUGUUCAAUGUUUUAAUCAUAAGAAAUUUUAUCAAUGAACUUAUGUUAAAUAAAAAUUAUUUAAAAAAAAAGUAUAUUUUUAUUG
Messenger RNA from Vanessa tameamea, 2188 nucleotides. RefSeq names its product telomerase reverse transcriptase-like (gene Tert). The record is from RefSeq and is a predicted model, not a curated record. Bases 6 to 2141 code for a protein of 711 amino acids. Gene Ontology annotation, molecular function: telomerase RNA binding; telomeric repeat DNA binding. Gene Ontology annotation, cellular component: telomerase catalytic core complex. Gene Ontology annotation, biological process: telomere maintenance via telomerase. Lineage: Eukaryota; Metazoa; Arthropoda; Insecta; Lepidoptera; Nymphalidae. The transcript has a single exon.